Molecule: messenger RNA, 5139 nt
Organism: Fundulus heteroclitus (mummichog)
Lineage: Eukaryota; Metazoa; Chordata; Actinopteri; Cyprinodontiformes; Fundulidae
Product: complement C3
Exons: 43
Coding region: 42-5012 (1656 amino acids)
Cellular component (GO): extracellular region
Molecular function (GO): endopeptidase inhibitor activity; protein binding
Source: RefSeq, a predicted model, not a curated record
GCUCAAUCUACACUGGCAGCAGAUCAGAAUCAGGUCGGAGGAUGAGGAGAACUCUACUGCUGCUGCUGGCCUCUCUGGCCUUUGCAUCCCUGGCUCCACUGGCUGAUGGAGCUGCCCUCAAAAUCAUGUCUGCCCCCAAUCUGAUGCGAGUAGGGACAACAGAAAACAUCUUUGUGGAAUGUCAGGACUGCACCGGAGGUGACAUUCUUGUCAACAUCAAUGUGAUGAACCAUCCGACCAAAAGCAAGAGAAUAACUGGGACAGCGGUCACCCUCAAUAGUGGGAAUAAUUUCCAGGCGUUUGGGAAAGUAACUAUCCCAGCAGGAGAAUUUAGUAAAGACCCCACUAUGAAACAGUAUGUUUACCUACAAGCUAAUUUUCCAGACGGCAAUCUGGAAAAAGUUGUCAUGGUCUCCUUCCAGUCUGGUUACAUCUUCAUACAGACUGACAAGACGCUCUAUACUCCCAACAGCAGAGUUUAUUACAGGAUGUUUGCCUUAACACCUCAAAUGGAGCCUGUGGAAAGAAAUGACCAGAACCAAAUUGACGCUUCUAUUGACAUCGAAAUUGUGACACCUGACGACAUCAUCAUACCGCUUGAUUCAGUCGCACUUAAUGCUGGUAUGUUCUCUGGAGAUUACCAACUUGGUGAAAUUGUUAGCCCUGGACAGUGGAAGGUGGUGGCAAAGUUCAAAAGCAACCCACAGCAGAGCUUUCAUGCUGAAUUUGAGGUCAAAGAAUAUGUGCUUCCCAGUUUUGAAGUUAAACUGCUGCCUCUCGUGCCUUUCUACUACGUCGACAGCGAACAGCUUAUCGUCAACAUCAAAGCAACGUAUCUGUUUGGAAAGGAAGUUUCUGGGACUGCCUAUGUGGUUUUUGGCAUAAUGGAAGAUGGUGUCAAGAAAAGCCUGCCACACUCUCUCACACGAGUCCCGGUCUCGAAUGGAGAAGGGCAGGCCAUACUGAAAAGGAAUCAGAUCGUUCAAAGUUUCCAAGAUAUUAACAGCCUUGUAGGCAAUGCCAUCUUUGUAUCUGUCAGCGUGCUGACAGAUAGUGGCAGUGAAAUGGUGGAGGCAGAAAUAAGAGGCAUCAAGAUUGUCACGUCACCCUACACAAUCACUUUCACAAGAACUCCCAAAUUUUUCAAACCAGGAAUGUCCUUUGAUGUUGCGGUUGAAGUGGUAAACCCCGACGACAGUCCAGCAGAAGGUAUACCAGUGAUCGUCACUCCCGGGGAAGUGAGAGGAUUCACAGCAGCCAAUGGGAUGGCAAGGCUCACCAUCAAUACAGCAGCAACAGAUGCAAGGCUGAGAAUCACGGCAAAAACAAAUAAACCUGAUCUUAUACCAGAAAGACAAGCAUCUGCUGUGAUGGAUGCUACACCGUAUUCAACAAAAAGCAAGAGUUACAUCCACAUAGGCAUAGACACAGCUGAGGUGAAAGUAGGUGACAACAUGAAAAUAAACCUCAAUCUCAACAACCUGCAAGGGGAAACGGAUAUCACAUACCUGGUCUUGAGUAGAGGCCAGCUGCUGCAAAACAAGCGUUACAGAACAAGAGGUCAAGCACUCAUUUCCCUAAUUCUUCCCAUCACUAAAGGGAUGCUGCCUUCAUUCCGCAUUGUAGCGUACUACCACACAUCCAGUAAUGAAGUGGUGUCAGACUCAGUUUGGGUGGAUGUGAAAGACUCCUGCAUGGGAUCGUUGACCUUGGAAUCAGCAAGACCGAAUCCAUCGUAUGAACCUCGCAGGAUGUUUAGUCUGAAGGUCACAGGAGAUCCAGGAGCCACAGUGGGGCUCGUCGCAGUUGACAAAGGCGUCUACGUCCUUAACAACAAGCACCGUCUCACCCAGAAAAGAGUGUGGGAUCUCGUAGAGAAGCACGACACAGGCUGCACACCAGGUGGUGGGAGCGACAGUAUGAACGUGUUCUUUGAUGCUGGGCUGGUGUUUCAGACAACCACUGGUUCUGAAACUCCCUACAGACAAGACUUGAAAUGCAAGACGAACGCCAAGCGGAAACGAGCCGCAACUAUCAUGGAUGUUAGAACCACCUUAUUGAGUGAGUUUGACACUGAGCUGCAGAGGGAAUGUUGUUUGGAUGGCAUGAAGGACAUCCCGGUUUCAUAUACCUGUGAGCAGCGUAGUGAGUACAUCGUGGAUGGUGAAGCCUGUAUUGCUGCCUUCAUGCAGUGUUGUUCUACAAUGGCUACACAACCCUUUGAGAAGAAAGAAGAAAACCUCAAAUUAGCUCGCAGUGAAUCAGAUGACAGCUACAUGGACAGCAAUGAAAUUGUUUCCCGAACCAAGUUCCCUGAAAGUUGGCUGUGGACAGACAUCCAACUUCCUAAUUGCCCAGCACAAGUACCCAACUGUGAGGCCACAUCAAUGCAGAGAAAUGUUCCUUUGCAAGAUUCAAUCACGACCUGGCAGUUCACCGGCAUCAGUCUGUCAAGAACACUUGGAAUCUGUGUGAGCGAGCCGUUGGAGGUCAUUGUUCGUAAGGAGUUCUUUAUUGACCUCCGUUUGCCUUAUUCUGCCGUUCGAGGGGAACAGCUUGAAAUUAAAGCCAUACUUCAUAACUACAGCCCAGAGCCUAUCACUGCUCGUGUGGAACUGAUUGAGGAACCGAAUGUGUGCAGUGUAGCCUCCAAGCGUGGGAAGUACCGGCAGGAGGUCAGAGUUGGGGCCGAAACUACACGAUCUGUACCAUUUGUCAUUAUUCCCAUGAAGGAAGGAGAGCGUAGCAUCGAGGUCAAAGCAGCUGUUAAGGACUCAUCCCUCAAUGAUGGAGUUAUGAAGAUGCUGCGUGUUGUGCCUGAAGGUGUACUGGUGAAAUCUCCUCAGAUUGUGACUUUAGAUCCAGUUGUAAAAGGCCAAAAUGGUGAACAAGUGGAAAUCCUGAACAGUAACAUUCCCCGGAAAGAUUUGGUACCAAAUGCACCGACCAGCACACAAGUUUCUGUCACUGGCAGAGAAGGUGUAUCUGGACUUGUGGAGAAUGCCAUUAGUGGUAAAUCAAUGGGUACUCUUAUCUACCAGCCCUCUGGCUGCGGGGAGCAGAACAUGAUUCACAUGACCCUUCCCGUCAUUGCAACCACAUAUUUGGACAAAACCCUUCAGUGGGAGGCUGUUGGUUUAGGCAAACGUAAUGAGGCUCUUGGCCACAUAAAAACUGGAUACAACAAUGAGCUAGCAUACCGUAAAAAUGAUGGCUCAUUUGCUGUGUGGGCUUCUCACGGAAGUAGUACCUGGCUGACAGCCUAUGUUGCCAAGGUGUUUGCUUUAGCUAACAACUUGAUAGCAGUGAAAAGUGAUCACAUUUGUGGUGCUGUGAAGUAUCUAAUCCUCAACGCUCAGCAGCCUGAUGGCAUGUUUAAAGAAGUUGGAAAAGUGCAUCAUAGAGAGAUGCAGGGUGAUGUGCUUGGCGGAGACUCAGAUGCCUCCAUGACGGCCUUCUGCCUAAUUGCCAUGCAGGAAACGCGCACAAUAUGCGGAGAGACCAUAAAUAGCCUUCCAUCCAGUAUAGAGAAAUCAGUCAGCUACCUUGAGAGACGUCUCCCUAGCCUCACCAACCCUUAUGCUGUUGCUAUUACAUCAUAUGCCCUGGCAAAUGAAGAGAAACUUGACCGGAAAGCCCUCUACAAGUUUGCUUCUCCUGCAUUAAACCAUUGGCCUGUACCUGGACAAAGAACAUUCACACAAGAGGCGACAGCUUAUGCUCUUUUGGCUCUGGUCAGAGCUAAGCUCUUUGAAGAUGCAAGACCUGUGGUUAGAUGGUUUAAUGACCAGCAGUUUGUGGGUGGAGGCUAUGGAUCAACUCAGGCAACUAUUAUCGUGUACCAGGCUAUAGCAGAGUACUGGACCAAGGCUAAAGAACCAGAUUACGAUUUAAAUGUUGACAUCUUGUUGCCGGGCAGAGCAAAGCCUGACAAGUUCAACUUUAACCGAGAGAAUCACUUCGCCACAAGAACAUCUAAAAUUAAUGACAUCAACCAGAAUGUGAAAGUUACUGCUACAGGAUCAGGGGAAGCAACAGUAAAAAUGGUGUCACUUUAUUAUGCCAUCCCUAAGGAAAAGCAAAGUGACUGUCAGAAGUUUAAUCUCUCUGUGGAACUAAUCCCAGAAAAAUCAAGUGACGAUGUUAAGACAUAUAUGCUCAGGAUAGAUAUUUUGUAUAAGGACAAAAACAGUGAUGCAAAAAUGACGAUCUUGGACAUUGGCCUGCUAACUGGCUUCACUGUUGAAACAAAGGACCUGGACUUGUUGUCCAAAGGACGUGCCCGCACCAUUGCGAGGUAUGAGAUGAACACAGUUCUAUCAGAAAGAGGCUCGCUCAUCAUCUAUCUGGACAAGGUUUCUCACACACGAACAGAAGAGAUCAGUUUCAGGGUCCAUCAAACUAUGAAAGUGGGCGUUUUACAACCAGCAGCUGUCUCUGUUUAUGAGUACUAUGAGCAAACACCUUGUGUGAAAUUCUACCAUCCAGAAAGGAAGGGUGGAAAACUGCUGCAGCUCUGUAGAAACAAUGAAUGCACCUGUGCAGAAGAGAACUGCAGCAUGCAGAAAAAGGGUCAAAUAAGCAACGAUGAGCGCACAGCUAAGAUUUGCGAGAGCACUGAGACCAGCAAAAUUGAAUUUGCAUACAAAGCCAUGGUGGAAGGGAAUGACUUCGAGUUGUCUACAGACUCUUACACAAUGCGGAUAGUGCAAGUUAUUAAAGAAGGAAGUAUUGAUGUUGGUCCUGGUGGUAAGCUGCGCACAUUCCUCAGUUAUCAGCAUUGCAGAGACACUUUAAAUCUGGUAAAAGGCAAAACUUACCUCAUCAUGGGAUCAUCCAAAGACAUCCACAGAGAUGACCAGAAGCAAACGUUUCAGUAUGUGCUCGGGGAGAGGACCUGGAUUGAGUACUGGCCCACAGAAGCAGAGUGCCAGCUUGAUGAACAUCGUCCUACUUGCAUGGGCAUGGAGGAGAUGGUCGAUCAGUACACCAAUUUUGCCUGUCAGCAGUAACUGAACUCAAGAAAACAAGUGUCAUAUAUCCAAAUAUGUUUUUUUUCUCGAUAUUUGUAAAUGAUGGCUGGUAUGGCUUGUACAAGGGAUAAAAUUAAAGUCUGUUAAUUAAACUCUAAUGAUACUU